ACCCUCAGUUUAGCGGACGCCUUAGGGGCGGAGUGCGGAGUGUGUGCGUUGGUGGGUGGGGAGUUGAGAUUGCUCUGGGAGGCGGAGGAAAACGCUGGCUAGCAGGCGCCCUGUGCGGUCACCGCUGUUCCUUCCCGGGCUUUUUGCAUCCGGAGACCCAGUCCUCCAAAGGAUAGCAGUUUCAUCUACACAGAUGGCCAUGCAACCUGCCAUUCAAGUGUGGUUCGGGGAAGACCUGCCGCUCAGUCCGCGGAGCCCUCGGACGCCCAGACACGGCCCGGGGCUGGCCGACGUCUGCCAGUAUGACGAGUGGAUAGCCGUGAGGCAUGAGGCCACGCUGCUGCCCAUGCAGGAAGAUCUGUCCAUCUGGUUGUCCGGCUUGCUAGGUCUUGAAAUUAAGGCGGAAGGCUUACUGGGCGAGCUCGAUAACGGGGUGUUGCUGUGCCAGCUCAUUGAUGUUCUUCAGAGCACGGUGACAGCCUGCAGCACUGAGGAGCCGGAGAAUUUUCCACUGAGGAAAGUGCCUUGUAAGAAAGAUGCUGCUUCGGGCUCCUUCUUUGCCAGGGACAACACCGCGAACUUCCUCCGCUGGUGCCGGGACAUCGGGGUGGACGAGACGUACCUCUUUGAAUCUGAGGGUUUAGUUCUACACAAAGAUCCGAGGCAAGUGUAUCUUUGUCUUCUUGAAAUUGGCCGAAUCGUGUCAAGGUAUGGGGUUGAGCCACCAGUGUUAGUGAAACUUGAGAAAGAAAUCGAGUUCGAAGAGACUUUGCUUAACACUUCUGGGCCCGAAGAGUCCAUCAGCAUCCCGAAGUCGUGCUGUCAGCACGAGGAACUGCACGAGGCCGUUAAACACAUUGCUGAAGACCCUCCGUGCAGCUGUUCUCAUCGAUUUUCUAUUGAGUACUUAUCUGAAGGCCGCUACCGACUGGGGGAUAAAAUACUCUUUAUACGGAUGCUGCACGGGAAGCACGUCAUGGUCCGCGUCGGUGGAGGCUGGGAUACUCUUCAAGGCUUUUUGCUGAAGUAUGAUCCCUGUCGAAUAUUACAGUUUGCUACACUGGAACAAAAAAUUCUAGCAUUUCAAAAAGGAGUUUCUAACGAAAGCAUCCCAGACUCCCCGGCCAGAACGCCUCAGCCUCCUGACAUGAAUCCUCUGUCAGCGGUGGAUGAGUUUCAGAAACAGAGUUUAAAGCCUGGGGUGCCAGCCAGUAUCCCCAAGGGGAAGGAGAAGCCCGGGCGUGUGCUGGGUGCACUGGGGCCGGCAGCUGCACUCAGAGGGCACGCGGGUGCCACCUUGGGCCGACCCAAGUGUCCAGCUCCUCCAGCCGCACCCUCUCAGCCCACACUCAAGUCUUGCAAGGGUGCAAGGAGAAAACCACUUGCUGCUUCUGAUCAGGUGUCGUCCUCCCCCGCUCCUUCAAGUCCAGUAGGCAGAAGCGCUUGCCCACUCACCUUAUCAAGGACCAGCCCCGGCGCUCCCGGGCCAGUGAGGAGAUGCAGGGUCGCCUCCAGGACGCCUAAGGCCCAGGCUCUUCUGACCCAGCGCGCAGGGGAUCUGCCCGCCUCUGCACCUUCGCCAGGUAAAUGUCCUAGAGCAGCAGAACCCAAGCACUUGAAACACAGCCCUGUGUCUUGCAGGCGUGAUGCCCCUGUAGGUUUGUCAUCGAAGUGCCCAAAGGUGCCUAAAGCAAAGCUGUGCGCGGUGCCCAAAACUCCUCUCCAGUCCCCUGCGAAAAGGACAAAGCCCAGCUCCCAGAGCACAGCUGCAGGUCCAGGAGCCCCGCGGGCCGGGGCGACCCCACAGAAACCUAAGUCGGCCUUGGGUUUAAAGCAGCCGCUUUCCGUAGCCUCCGUUUUUCCUGCCAGAGCUGCCCAGGACCCAGAGGAUAAGAGCACAGCUCCAGUUGCCAAAAAGCCGCCUCCCAAUAAAAGCACGUCCCUGAAGACAGCGCCCGGCUCCUCGAAGCCUGCCGGCCGCACCCCUCUGUCCAUCGUGAGCGUUCCUCAGACUUCCGCCAGGACACAGACCGCACAGACUAAGUCGGCACAGAUGGCCACCAGGGGCCCGCACUCAGCCAAAGGGGCUCCACGGGGUGGCAGGGCCCCCGCCGCACCCAGGAAGCCUCCCACAUCCACGGCAGCAGAGAGGGGGGACCAGAAACUCACCCCAAAGACAAAGGAAGCUGGGGACCACUAUUUUGUUAUGACUGGGAGUAAAAAACCUAGAAAAUAAAUAGGUUUGUGUCAUUUUAAGAGAUGGCAAAGGAGCGGCGGGGUGGCUUCACGUGUUAAAGGUUUAUUUUGUUCGUGUUUGUCCAAAGGGGAGCAGAUGCGAGUGUGGCCCGGGGGGCCGGGGGAGGGCUGCGCCAGGGUUAGUGUGCGGCCCCUCCGAGGGCAGCUCACUGUGUGAGGGCACCUCUGUGGCUCUGUCCGGAGCGGGUUUGUGCAUGUCUGCCCUCCAGGGGAGUGCAAAAGUCGAGUAACACUACUGGAAUCACAGUUAUGCUUGCUUUAUUUUCUAAUAGGUGUGAAGUAUGGUGGUUACACACCAGCCCAGUAACAGUGGUGCUUUUAAUAAUAUAAGUUGCAUUUUAGCAAAAAAAAAAAAAAAAAGCAACAGUUUCACUUAGCCUACAAAAGGCAACUAAUACAAUUUCCUGGUGUCCAGCAAGACUGUGCACCAGUGGCUGCUGCUGACCGGCGUGGCAUUAGUUCAGUACACGUUUCAUUAAGUCUAAGUGUUGUAAAUCACGAGGCACUGAUCUUCUAAAACCUGGCUUAUAUUAAUAAUGAUAAUAUUUUGUUACUUUUGAUAACAAUUUAUUGAAACAUAAGCUGAAAUUUAGUAAAAGAAUCAGAUUUUGAUACACUACCUGUGAACAUUGAGACACCUUACACGCUGAGAUGGAUUUUGUGCAAUGUGGCAGGGAAAACUCAGUAGCUUUUAGCAAAAUGAAAUAUUUAAAUUAAUUUUCUAUGAGAGCAGAUACGAAUUUUUACAUUAAAAUAAUGCGCUUAAGAUCAAAAUUAUGUUUUAACAAUUUUAAAAUUAAGAUGUAAUAGAAUCUUAAAGUGAUAUUCUAUAAAAAUUCUAUGGUUAUUUUUCUUUGGGUUGUAUAAUACCAGUUUUAGAUGCUUUCAGCUCUGUUAAUUUUCUGUAAUAAAGUUAUGCUGCCUUGCUUUCCCGUGGCCGUAGACGGCUCGUCUGCCGCAGGGAUGCUCAGGAAACACCUCCGGGUCCUGUGACGGCAGGCGCUGUGCAUCCAGGAGGAUCCUUGUAAAUAAUUUAUUUAAAGGACUGGGACUAUUUAAAUAUUAUUAAUGUACUUUGAGAAGCUAAGGGUGUUUUGAGUAACUUCACAGUGUUGUCACUUAGCACAAGUUGUAUGUUCAAUAUUGAGAUUUGUGUUUGUUUUAAACUCACCUAUAUUUUCUAAAGGAGAACAACAGCUUACACAAAUGUACAAAGUAAGCAUCUUAAGUUGGUUUCUAACAUUCUGUUAAAAAUCAAAGACAUAGGCUAGUUUUGGUGUAAUGGAUGCAUCUCAUGGAGUCAUCAGAUAUUUGGUUUACUUCCUGUAUUGAUUUGGACAUUGAGAGAAUAUAUGUCUUUGGGAAGUAAAAUCAAUGCUAAAGAGAAAAGUAGGGGCCUCACUUUUUGAGUAAUCAAAAAUAUUUCAUGCACCUUUUAAGGAGGAAGAAUUAUGAGGUUUAUUCUGCGAUCAAGUAACAUUUGUAUGUUAGUAUUGUUUAAAACUUAAAAGGAAAAGAAACAAAAAUGAUACUGUAGCUGGCCUGUGGGUUCAAGUAGGUUUUACAAUAUGUAAACACUUAAGUUUGGUCAGAGGAAGCAGAAAUAAAAGUGUCCCACAUGUUCCUAGCACGGGUGCCAGGGUUAAUCAAAGAACUGCUUAUUUGAAAAGCUGAAAAUCAACUUGUAAAUCAGUUCUUUAGUAAGAGGGAAUUUCUCCAAUUGUAUUCAUGUUGGGUGAAUGUUUCUAUGAAGCUUACCUUUAUACCUUACUUUAUAUAGGUGUUGUAGGAAGAAACAAUACCUGAAAGACAAUUUCUUCAAAUAUAUUUUGACAUUUUCCUAAAGUGCUAGUGUUUCUAAUCACAAUUUUUAAAGUAGAUUUUGCAUUGUUGAAGUGGGGAUUUCACUUCUUAAUAGUGCAGUUUUUAUACAUUCUUUUUUCAUGUUUAAUAAAACAAGUAUUAAAUUACUGAAGUGCCUGGAAGAAGAAAUAAUGUGGAGUUCUUAUUUUUUCUAUAUUUUUUUAAUGUGAUUAAUAUAUAGAACUUCAGAGGAAAAGGGAAUAUUGAUUAUUUUUACAAAUUUCAGGUUUCCAGUAGAUCUUUAAGGCCGGUGUCUUCAAAAUAGCUUGCUAAAUUAAGUGACUUUGAACUUUCCUCUCUAUAAUGAGUCUACAAUUCUCUAUAGCAGAGGAAUUUUUAAAGGGGAAAAGAAUAUCAUUUCUUCUGCAGCCUCUUCAUCUCGAGCUGCUUUAAAAUCUUGUCAUUUUUAAAGGCUUUCAGUAGCAGGUUGUUAGAUGCAUUCUUACAUCCUGGCCUCCAAACUGAGUCUACUCAAAUCCACAUUUGUGUCUCAUUCUUUACUUGUGCCAGUAAUAUUUGUAUCCAGUUUUAACAUACAUUUUCUCAAGUAUUAAAGUUUAAAUAGAAA
Cavia porcellus (domestic guinea pig) is the source of this 4687-nucleotide messenger RNA. It is a transcript of the gene Gas2l3, whose product is annotated as growth arrest specific 2 like 3. The record is from RefSeq and is a predicted model, not a curated record. The transcript is spliced from 9 exons. Gene Ontology annotation, cellular component: actin filament. Lineage: Eukaryota; Metazoa; Chordata; Mammalia; Rodentia; Caviidae. Gene Ontology annotation, molecular function: microtubule binding; cytoskeletal adaptor activity; actin filament binding. Gene Ontology annotation, biological process: actin crosslink formation. The coding region runs from base 194 to 2236 and encodes 680 amino acids.